CGUGAAAUCACGCAUGCUUCCAUUUGCCCACAGUUGAAAGGUCGAUUUGAAGAUGGCAGAGUCAUUGAUUUGUAACAACACCCAAAGCAGGGUGAGUUCUGUGCUGAACAGAGAUGUCAAACAGUUCGGAAAGAAGUUCAUGUUUGAUUCUAAUGAGGAGACGUGCUGGAAUUCUGAUCAGGGUGAAUCCCAGUGGGUUGCCUUGGAGUUUCCACAGCCUGUGAAAGUGUCAGAGCUCAGGCUACAGUUUCAAGGAGGGUUUUCAGGGAAAUCUUGCAAAUUAGAAGGUUCUGCCAAAGAAGAGGAUCUCAAACAUAUUGUAGACUUCUAUCCAGAGGACAACAACUGUCUACAAAGUUUUCCCAUUCAAGAUGCCCCUUCGGUUCAGAGGCUGAAAAUAGUAUUUGAAAACAGUGCUGACUUUUUUGGAAGAAUAAUUGUGUACACACUGGACAUCCUGGGGGAAAAGAUUUCAUAAUGUUUUGAGAAAAGGACAAAGAGGAAAUAUGAAGAGGCGGGAAUGCCAACCAACUUUUUUUUUCUCUUGGUUUCACCUCUGGAUGUGGAAUUUACUCCCACCUACUCACAGGAAAAGCAUAAACCGAUGUUACUGUUGAUCUUAUUUCCUUCACAGAGACUCUGGAUUACAUCCACAUGUCAUUUCAACUCAUCACACAUGAACUGCAUGUUUGUAAAAGUGUUUUUAUUAAAAAAAGAUACAAAAGCAGAUUGUUCUUAACAUCU
This is a messenger RNA of Labeo rohita (rohu), 744 nucleotides long. RefSeq names its product nuclear receptor 2C2-associated protein (gene nr2c2ap). The coding region runs from base 53 to 478 and encodes 141 amino acids. The transcript has 5 exons. The record is from RefSeq and is a predicted model, not a curated record. Lineage: Eukaryota; Metazoa; Chordata; Actinopteri; Cypriniformes; Cyprinidae.